This is a messenger RNA of Emiliania huxleyi CCMP1516, 1317 nucleotides long. RefSeq lists its product as hypothetical. Gene Ontology annotation, molecular function: ATP binding; protein kinase activity. NCBI's taxonomy places the organism in Eukaryota, Haptophyta, Isochrysidales, Noelaerhabdaceae. The coding region runs from base 67 to 1317 and encodes 416 amino acids. Gene Ontology annotation, biological process: protein phosphorylation. The transcript is spliced from 4 exons. The record is from RefSeq and is a predicted model, not a curated record.
GCCACCACCUGUGGUCGUGUGUGUACUGGGUGUGCUGGUGCUGGCAGCAGCAGUGCACGCGACGAGAUGGAGCACAUGGAGCCGUGCCACUCGUCGCCGCUCGCUUGCUCGCCAAUCCACGCAUGCACCCCUCCCACUCCCUCUGGCCUGCGCGACGAUGGCGGCCUCGCCUCGCCCUCCCACUCCUCACCGAGGGCAUGUCGCCGCCGGAUGGCGGCGACGCCGCUGCUCUUCACGCCAGCCAACCCUCGAGUGCACGUGACGCCGCCGUCCAACCUGCGCCGCGAGUCGCUCGUAGUGCCCUCGUCGGGCGCGCUCCACCGCAUCGGCAAAGGCUCCGGCGUCACCGUCUACCGGAUGAUGCGCUCGCCCGGCCCAUCGGGCCAGCCGCGCUCGCCCUGGGUCAUCAAAAAGGCGGACACCUCGCCUCUCAUCCCGCACGAGCUGCGGCGAGUGGAGCAGACGCUGCGGGACGAGUCGAACCUCCUCGCGCGCAUCACGCACCCCAACAUCGUGGGCUUCCGCGCGGCGCAGCGCGACCCGGACGGCCAGCUGUGCCUCGCGCUCGAGGCGUGCGACUGCUCGCUCUACAGCCUCGUGCAGGAGCGCCAGUUCGCGCGCAUACAGUACGGCGAGCACGACCGCUCGCGCCCGCUCUUUUCGCCCGACGAGGUCCUCAGCGUGGGCUGCGCCGUCGCCGGCGCCCUCGCUUACCUUCACACGGAGCACCGGACGCUGCACGGCGACGUCAAGUCGGCCAACGUGCUGCUCAGCUCCGAGGCCUUCCCCGCGCAGCGCCCCUCCCUCGUCAAGCUCUCCUCCGUGAAGCUGUGCGACCUGGGGGUGUCGCUGCCGCUCCGCCCCGACCUGAGCGGCGUGGUCAGCCCGGAGAGGAACCUCUACGAGGGGACCGAGCCCUGGCGGCCGCCAGAGUGCUUCCGGGACGCACGCGACGAGGGCGGAGCGGCCAGCUGGGCGGGCGAGGGGCCAGCAGAGGGGUGGUGCGUCUGCGACCGGUCAGACGUCUUCGCGCUCGGCCUCGUGCUGUGGGAGAUGCUCACCGGCGACGUGCCCCACUCGAGCGCGCGGUCGGCGCGCGGGGAGGACGGCUACCGCGCCGCCCUCGGCACCCGCCCCGCCCUCGCGUGGGGCGGGGUUCCGCUAGCGGCCGCACACCCAGAGUACGCCUCGUGCGUGGAGCUCUUCGAGUGGUGCACGGAGCGCGACCCCGCCGACCGCCCGUCGGCGAGCACGCUCGAGCACUGGCUCAAGCUCGCGCGGCAGAGCGGCGAGAUGAGCGUAGCGAGGACGAUGUGA